CUCCACACUCCGCCCCUCUCGCCCUCUCUCUCCCCUUCUCUUUCCCUUUCUCUCAGGGUAGGUUUAUGCGUCAGUUGCCAAAAGGUGGGGACAUUUCCUGCUGCCUUUGCAACACUGAGAAGUUGUCUUAAGGGAGACGAGGCCCCAUUCUGAGCACCAGGCCAGGAAAGGGAAGUUCUGCUGGCAGCCCUGCUGGGGAGACACCUGCUCGCCAUCUCCUGAUCUCUCUGUCUCCAGGCAGCGCUCACAGCCUCCUGGUUUGCACCUGACCAUGUCCCUGGCCGAGGCCAUCAGCCUCUGGAAUGAAGGGGUGUUAGCAGCUGACAAGAAGGACUGGAAAGGAGCCCUGGACGCCUUUGCUGCAGUCCAGGACCCCCACUCCAGGAUUUGCUUCAACAUUGGCUGCAUGCACACGAUCCUGGAAAACAUGCCUGAGGCGGAGAAGGCCUUCACCAGAAGCAUCAACCGAGACAAGCACUUGGCAGUGGCCUACUUCCAGCGAGGAAUGCUCUACUGCCGGAUGGAGAAGUAUGAUUCUGCUAUUACAGAUCUUAAAGAGGCCUUGACUCAGCUUCGGGGGAACCAGCUGAUAGACUACAAGAUCCUGGGGCUGCAGUUCAAGCUGUUCGCCUGUGAGGUGUUGUAUAAUAUUGCUUUCAUGUACGCCAAGAAGGAGGAAUGGAAAAAGGCCGAAGAACAUUUGGCGCUGGCUGUGAGCAUGAAGUCUGAGCCGAGGCAUUCCAAAAUCGACAAAGCCAUGGAAAGCGUCUGGAAACAGAAGCUGUAUGAGCCGGUGGUGAUCCCUGUGGGCAGGUUGUUUCGGCCAAAUGAGAGGCAAGUGGCUCAGCUGGUCAAGAAGGACUACCUAGGCAAGGCCACGGUCGUGGCGUCUGUCGUGGACCAAGACAGUUUCUCGGGGUUUGCCCCCCUGCAGCCACAGGCAGCUGAGCCUCCACCCAGGCCCAAAACCCCAGAGAUCUUCAGGGCUCUGGAAGGGGAAGCCCACCGUGUGCUGUUUGGGUUUGUGCCCGAGACGCCAGAGGAGCUCCAGGUCAUGCCGGGGAACAUCGUCUUUGUCUUGAAGAAGGGCAGUGAUAACUGGGCCACGGUCAUGUUCAACGGGCAGAAGGGGCUCGUUCCCUGCAACUACCUCGAACCUGUUGAGCUGCGGAUCCAUUCUCAGCAGCAGCCCCAGGAGGAAGCCUCCCUGGAGCCAGAUAUCCCAGCUCCUCCCAGUUCCAGUGCUCCUGGAAGACCCCAGCUGUCACCAGGUCAGAAAGAAAAAGGAGAGCCCAAGGAGGUCAAGGUCAGCGUCCCCAUGGCCUACAUGCUCAAGGUGCACUACAAGUACACGGUGGUCAUGGAGACCCAGCUUGGGCUUCCCUACAGCCAGGUCCGGGCCAUGGUAGCCAAGAAGCUGGAGCUCCUGCCGGAACACACUAAGCUGAGCUAUCGGCCUCGGGACAGCAGUGAGCUGGUGCCCCUUUCGGAAGAUGGCAUGAAGGAUGCCUGGGACCAAGUGAAAAACUACUGCCUGACUUUGUGGUGUGAGAACACAGUGGGUGACCAGGGCGUUCCAGAUGAACCCAAAGAAAGUGAAAAAUCUGAUGCGAAUAACCAGACAUCCGAGCCCCAGCUCAAGGGAGGGAGCCAGGUGGUAGCACUCUUCAGUUACGAGGCUACGCACCCGGAAGACCUGGAGUUUCUGGAAGGGGACGUGAUCCUGGUGAUAGCAACGGUGAAUGAAGAAUGGCUGGAAGGGGAGUGCAAAGGGAAGGUUGGCAUCUUCCCCAGAGCUUUCGUUGAAGAACGCGCAGACUUGGAAAGCAGUCCUAGGCGAGUCUAGGAGGUUUCACAAGAAAAGGAAGCACCACCACGUGCAAGACCCAGCACGGCUCUGCAGCAUACUGCACAGACACCACCGUGUUGAGGUGUUAGCUCGCCUACUUCUCCCGGCUAACAUUUGACCCAUCAGACAAUGACGUGAGAUUCCCCUGGGGGCAGGGACGGGUGGUGGCUGGAAGCGUCUGGAAGGGCAUCAGGGAGCCCCUGGGGUGCUGAUAAUCUGCUUCCUGCUCUGAGUGCUGGCUACCAGAUGGGUGCAGUUCGUGAAAAUUCACCGAGUUGUACCCUGAUAAUUGGUACAUUUCUCUGUAUGUGAUGCCUCAAUAAAAAAUUUACAAAAACAAGA
Camelus dromedarius (Arabian camel) is the source of this 2191-nucleotide messenger RNA. It is a transcript of the gene NCF2, whose product is annotated as neutrophil cytosolic factor 2. Gene Ontology annotation, biological process: superoxide anion generation; respiratory burst; phagocytosis. Bases 272 to 1846 code for a protein of 524 amino acids. Gene Ontology annotation, molecular function: protein binding; superoxide-generating NADPH oxidase activator activity. The record is from RefSeq and is a predicted model, not a curated record. Gene Ontology annotation, cellular component: NADPH oxidase complex. The transcript has 15 exons. NCBI's taxonomy places the organism in Eukaryota, Metazoa, Chordata, Mammalia, Artiodactyla, Camelidae.